Messenger RNA from Oncorhynchus nerka (sockeye salmon), 1262 nucleotides. Its product is annotated as neutral amino acid transporter A-like. Gene Ontology annotation, cellular component: plasma membrane. NCBI's taxonomy places the organism in Eukaryota, Metazoa, Chordata, Actinopteri, Salmoniformes, Salmonidae. The transcript is spliced from 6 exons. Bases 22 to 1047 code for a protein of 341 amino acids. Gene Ontology annotation, biological process: L-glutamate transmembrane transport; L-serine transport. Gene Ontology annotation, molecular function: L-threonine transmembrane transporter activity; L-serine transmembrane transporter activity; symporter activity. The record is from RefSeq and is a predicted model, not a curated record.
CAGUAUGCCACUGAUUACAAGAUGGUCGCCGUGGGAAACGACACCAAUGGAACCAUCCUCUACCAGAAGGUUCCUGUGGGCACAGAACCAGAUGGUAUGAACAUCUUGGGCCUGGUUCUCUUUGCCAUGGUGUUCGGUGUGGCACUGAGGAAGCUGGGAGAGGAGGGGGAGGAGCUCAUACGCUUCUUCAACGCUUUCAAUGAAGCCACCAUGGUGCUGGUGUCCUGGAUCAUGUGGUACGUCCCGUUCGGCAUCAUGUUCCUGGUGGGAAGUAAGAUAGUGGAGAUGGAGGAUGUGGUUCUGUUGGUGACCAGUCUGGGGAAAUACAUAUUUGCCUCUGUCCUGGGUCAUAUCAUCCACGGGGGGGUUAUCCUGCCUCUCAUCUACUUUGGGUUCACACGCAAGAACCCCUUCAGCUUCCUGUCCGGCCUCAUCACGCCCUUCACCACCGCCUUCGCCACCUGCUCCAGCUCGGCGACCCUGCCCUCCAUGAUGAAGUGUGUAGAGGAGAACAACGGAGUGGACAAGCGGAUCAGUCGUUUCAUCCUUCCCAUCGGAGCCACCGUCAACAUGGACGGGGCGGCCAUCUUCCAGUGUGUCGCGGCUGUCUUCAUCGCUCAGCUCAACAACAUAGAGCUCAACGCCGGUCAGAUCUUCACCAUCCUUGUGACAGCCACAGCGUCCAGUGUGGGCGCAGCAGGCAUCCCAGCCGGGGGCAUCAUCACCAUCGCCAUCAUCCUGGAGGCUAUCGGCCUGCCCACCAACGACCUGUCACUCAUGCUGGCCGUCGACUGGAUCGUGGACCGCACCACCACCGUAGUGAACGUGGAGGGAGACGCCCUCGGGGCAGGGAUCCUCCACCACAUCAACCAACAGGAGAUGAAGAAACAACACCUGGGGGAGGAGCUAGCGGAGGUCCUGGUGGAAGCGGUGGCCAACACCCAGGCUGACGAGGAGACCUCCCCGCUCGUCACGCACCAAACCCUGGGUUCAGCAGGCGACCAAUCCCCCAGGGAGACCGCGGAAGCCAUUGAGUCUGUCCUGUGAACUCGUAAAACAACUGUGAAUUCUGUCUCUAUGGUUACAAUCAGUGGUGGCUGGUGGCACUUCAAUUCGGAGGACGGGCUCAUAGCAAGGGCUGGAACGAAAUGAAUUGAAUCGUAUCAAAACACAUCAAAUAUAUGUUUUUUUUUUCCAUUCCAGACAUUAUUAUUAGCCGUCCUCCCCUCACCAGCCCCCUCUGGUGUCUAAGGUUACGAUGC